AUGCCAAAUAUGGUGCUUCUACGAAACCCCCUUCGGCAUCCUGAAAAAUUUCAGUUGAUUUCUUGGGACACAGCCUCUAUCUCAGGACUCGAGAAGACUGGUCUGGUUGAUAUCGAGCAUUACCAGUUCCCAGAGACACUCCCAGAUGAAGUCCUUGGCAAAAUGCAUGCAGCGCCCAAGCCAAAUAUCCCUGUCAUCACUGUUGACAAGCUGACUGAAGCUGACGGUUUCCUGUUUGGCUUCCCAACCCGCUUUGGUGCAGCACCCGCUCAGGUUAAGGCACUGUUUGAUGCCACUGGCAGCCUGUGGGCCAAGGGGGCCCUGUACGGCAAGCCUGCUGGCAUUUUCUUCUCUACAGGCUCACAGCAUGGUGGGCAGGAGACAACCGCAUUCUCCUUCCUGCCCAAUCUGGCACACCAUGGCAUGAUCUACGUGCCUACUGGAUUCCGUAACCAGAAUCUGUUUGACAACUCGGAGGUUGUUGGCGGGUCGCCCUGGGGCACUGGAACUGUUGCUGGUGGCGAUGGCUCCCGUCAACCUAACGAGAAGGAACUGUCUGUGGCUGUGACACAGGGCGAGGAGUUUGCCAAGGUCGUUGCCCGCCUCUCGGCUUAA
This is a messenger RNA of Linderina pennispora, 615 nucleotides long. RefSeq names its product flavodoxin-like protein. The record is from RefSeq and is a predicted model, not a curated record. Lineage: Eukaryota; Fungi; Kickxellomycota; Kickxellomycetes; Kickxellales; Kickxellaceae. Bases 1 to 615 code for a protein of 204 amino acids. Gene Ontology annotation, molecular function: NAD(P)H dehydrogenase (quinone) activity; FMN binding. The transcript is spliced from 2 exons.